Triticum urartu is the source of this 1429-nucleotide messenger RNA. Lineage: Eukaryota; Viridiplantae; Streptophyta; Magnoliopsida; Poales; Poaceae. The record is from RefSeq and is a predicted model, not a curated record.
CCCGCCGCCGCCAUGAGCCCCACCUUCUCGGCCGCCGGUGAUGCACCCCCCGCCGGUGAAUAGCUUCUCCCCGAGUUCUCUUCCCCCGUCCCCUCUACACGCGAAGCUUUCUGUUCGAUGGUGUGCUGCCUCCGGUGACCACAGCGCCGUCGUCGAGCUCUCAAAUCCUGCCACCCGAUCCGGACAGAAGAUCGACUUCUUGACGAUUCCUCCGCCAGCCCACGGUCGGUCAGCUCCACACCCCGGAAGAUCGACCUUUUUGUGGAAGAUAUGGAUGUGGAGAAGAAAGGAGGUAGAAACUACCUUACCUGGACGGAUGAAAUGGAUGAAGCAAUGCUGAAUGUGUUCGUGGAGCAUUACAAUAGAGGGGAUCGUGCUCAAAAUGGGUGGAAGCCACAUGUUUACACUGCAGUUGUCAAGAAUGUUCGAGCCAAGUGCAAUGUGGAUAUCAUAAAGGAGAAUGUCAUAUCAAGGUGCAAGACUAUUGAUAGACACUAUGUCAAUGUCAGCAAGAUGUUGUCAACGAGUGGUUUUGGGUGGGAUUGGAUCCAUAACAAGCUUAUGGUUGAUAGUGAGGACGUGUGGAGAAACUAUGUCAAGGCAAACAAAGAUGCAGCAUGCUACAGGCACAAGGUCAUAAAGUUUUGGGACUCUAUCAGCCUUGUCUUCUCGAAGGAUCAUGCCACCGGAACCGGAGCCAGAACUGCUGGUGAAAGUGCAGCGGAAAUGGCUGCAGAGAAUGUCAACAACAUCAACACUGAUUCUGCCGCAACAUCUUCAACCCAAACCGGCGAGGAACAGAAGAGGAAAAGAUAUCGAUCGGAUGACUCAAUUGCAUCUAUGCUUGGAGAGAAAUUGGAUAAUUUUACCAGUGCCUACAAAGCUGAUAUCGCUCAAGUUGCUCCUCCUGAGAAACCCUCCUCUCCUGAAGAAAUACUUGACGCUCUCAAUGCAAUUGUGGGACUGGAUGAUGAUGGCUUGCUAGCAGCUUAUGAUUUCCUCAUAGCAGAUGACCGCAAGUUCAAGGCUCUUAUGGCGCUGCCUGAAAGGAUGAAGAAGAAAUGGAUCCUCAAGCAAAUCAACCAAUGAAGGAAAUUUUGGGUGAAGUGUGAUGUUGAACGAACAGAACGAAGAAAUGAAGAUCCUUGAGCAAUGAAAAUCUUUCUUGGAUGGUGCUAAUAAUGCAAAGAUUCAGUUUUUAUGUAACCUUGACUAGAUUAUGAUCAUUUGAUGUUGUUGUGAACCUUUGUCGUAUUGCAAAGAUUAACUUUUUACAAAGUCUCAUGUUUAAGUUAUAUGUAUUGGCAUGGUUCAGUUUAAUGCAAAACAUUGCCAUGUGUGAACAAACGAGCUGUCAAUGUUGGUGUUGGUACAGAUUUGUUCAUACUAUUUAUUCCUAGCACAAAGGCUAGUGCGUUGGUGCUGGUAU